AUGCCUUUUGGCCUCAAAAACGCUGGAGCAACCUACCAACGUCUAGUGGACAAAGCCUUUGCAAGCCAAAUUGGUAAAAACAUGGAUGCAUAUGUCGACGACUUGGUGAUCAAAAGCAAGACGGAGUAUCAAAUGCUCGAUUACAUUCAAGAAACUUUCCAGAACCUCAGAAAGGUUAACAUGAAACUCAACCCUGAAAAAUGUUCAUUUGGGUUUGAGGAAGGGAAGUUCUUGGGUCAUAUUGUUGGGAAACAAAGCAUCAAGGCUAAUCCAAACAAGACAACCAACAACGAAGCUGAAUACGAAGCACUGAUAGCUGGUUUAAGACUGGCUAAAGAAAUGAAGGUCCAGAAACUUGAAGUGUUCACAGAUUCAUUGCUGGUGGUAUCAAGCCAGAUUCCGAGGUCUCAAAAUAAGAUGGCUGAUGCCCUCAGCAAAUUAGCUUCUCUUACCUUCGCUCACCUCACUAAAAAGGUGCUGGUGGAGGUGCUAAAAGCUCCGUCAAUUGAUGAGUUGGAAGUUCAAGACGUAGUCACUGAUGAAGAUCCAAAUUGGAUGACUCCAAUCAAGAAGUUCCUUAAAAAUGGUGAAUUGCCUAAUGACCAAAUAGAGGCUGAAAGGGUUAAGAUCAAGGCAAGGCAGUAUGUUCUACAAGGUGAAACCCUAUACAAAAAGGGUUACCUCGCACCCUUACUAAGAUGUGUUGGUCCCAAGUAA
Molecule: messenger RNA, 717 nt
Organism: Helianthus annuus (common sunflower)
Lineage: Eukaryota; Viridiplantae; Streptophyta; Magnoliopsida; Asterales; Asteraceae
Exons: 3
Coding region: 1-717 (238 amino acids)
Molecular function (GO): nucleic acid binding; RNA-DNA hybrid ribonuclease activity
Source: RefSeq, a predicted model, not a curated record